Molecule: messenger RNA, 876 nt
Organism: Raphanus sativus (radish)
Lineage: Eukaryota; Viridiplantae; Streptophyta; Magnoliopsida; Brassicales; Brassicaceae
Product: eukaryotic translation initiation factor 5A-3-like
Exons: 5
Coding region: 107-658 (183 amino acids)
Biological process (GO): positive regulation of translational elongation; positive regulation of translational termination
Molecular function (GO): ribosome binding; RNA binding; translation elongation factor activity
Source: RefSeq, a predicted model, not a curated record
UGAGAUAAAAGGCUGGGUAGGUGAAUGUGGACGGUUGGAAAGAUCUCGUUCAGCAAACCCUAGAUUAGAAAUCUGUUUUCAGUCUCUCCCUCUCCCGUGAUCAAACAUGACGGAGUCCAGUGACGCCGGAGGUUCCAGUGCUAGUAAGAUCGGAACCUUACGUCUCGCCAGUGACAUCGAGAUCAAUGACUUCAUCGACCUCUCUGGGAAACCCUGCAGGGUUGUUGAUUUCUACACGAAGGGAGGCCUUUGUCACUUUGGCGCCAUAAAUAUGUUAACUGGCAACAUGGUGAGGAGCAUUGUUCCCCCUUCCACACAGUUUGUUAUUCCAGAUGUGAGCCGUGAUCUUUACCAGUUGACGGGUAUCUCCUACAAGGAUGAUACUGUUACCCUUCUGCAUCGUAGCGGUGCCUACACUAGGGACGAUAUCUUUCUUCCCCGGAACAGGAACCUCAGGACCAUGAUGGUUGAUGGAUUCAACAAUGGUAACAGCGUUGUUGUGGGUAUCGUCACUUCAUUGGGGCAGGAUGCUGUUUAUGCCGUCGAUGUCUACCAGGCCGGUACAGCUAUUACUUUCGAUCCCAAUGAUGAUCUUUUGAACCAAAGCAAAACAAAUGACAGUAGUAAUGUUGUUUUGGUCAGAAAUGUUGGCUUCUAAGAAAUAACUAGUCCCUAAUUGUCUUGCCAUGGGCACAAUGCCAGACAAUUACUGAACCCGAACCCUGAUAUUAAGUCUUUGGUUAUCCUAGUAUUGUAACAACAACACUCAGGAAGAUAAAACAUUAUGUAGUUGUUUUUGUGUGUUGUUGUUUUAUUUCUCUUCAAAAAAAUAAAAAUUAUCUGGGUGUUGGUUAUUUUGGUAAAUAAAAUAAAUGU